GCGGGCGCAGCGCGGAGCCGGGCGCGCCCGGGCGCGGAGGAGCCGCCGAGCGAGCGCAGUGUUCCCAGGCUUCCCGCUGUGCCCGGAGCAGGAGGAGUCUCUCGGAGCACGAGGCCUGAGGGGACUGAACCCCUCCAAGCCGUGCCAGGAGGGGGGGUGGUGGCCUGACGUGUCCCCCCAGCCAUGAGCCGCCGCGUGGUGCGCCAGAGCAAGUUCCGGCACGUCUUCGGGCAGCCGGUGAAGGCAGACCAGAUGUACGAGGACAUCCGUGUCUCCAAGGUGACAUGUGACAGCUCCUUCUGUGCUGUCAACCCCAAGUUUGUGGCCAUCAUUGUGGAGUCCGGUGGUGGCGGGGCCUUCAUUGUCCUGCCCCUUGCCAAGACAGGACGGGUGGACAAGAACCACCCACUGGUGACGGGACACACGGCGCCAGUGCUGGACAUCGACUGGUGUCCCCACAACGACAACGUCAUCGCCAGCGCCUCGGAGGACACCACUGUCAUGGUGUGGCAGAUCCCCGACUAUGUCCCCGUGCGCAACAUCACGGAGCCCGUGGUGACACUGGAGGGACACUCCAAGCGGGUGAGCAUCAUCUCCUGGCACCCCACCGCCCUCAACGUCCUGCUCAGCGCAGGCUGCGACAACCUGGUGAUCCUCUGGAAUGUGGGCACUGGGGAGAUGCUGCUGGCUCUGGAUGACAUGCACACCGACCUCAUCUACAACGUGGGCUGGAACCGCAACGGCAGCCUGCUGGUCACCACGUGCAAGGACAAGAAGGUCCGAGUCAUCGACCCCCGCAAGCAGCAGAUCAUAGCGGAGAAAACCAAACCGCACGACGGCACCCGGCCCAUCCGCGCCAUCUUCGUGGCCGAUGGCAAGAUCUUCACCACGGGCUUCAGCAGGAUGAGCGAGCGGCAGCUGGGCCUCUGGGACCUGAAUAACUUUGAGGAGCCCAUUGCCCUGCAAGAGAUGGACACGAGCAACGGGGUCCUGCUACCCUUCUACGACGCCGAUUCCAGCAUUGUCUACCUCUGUGGGAAGGGUGACAGCAGCAUCCGGUACUUCGAGAUCACAGACGAGGCGCCCUACGUGCACUACCUGAACACCUACAGCAGCAAGGAGCCCCAGCGGGUCAUGGGCUUCAUGCCCAAGCGUGGGCUGGAUGUCAGCAAGUGUGAGAUCGCCAGGUUCUUCAAGCUGCAUGAGCGCAAGUGCGAGCCCAUUGUCAUGACGGUGCCACGCAAGUCAGACCUCUUCCAGGAUGACCUUUACCCCGACACGCCAGGCCCCGAGCCCCUGGAGGCGGAUGAGUGGCUGUCGGGGAAGGACGCAGAGCCCAUCCUCAUCUCGCUGCGGGAUGGGUACGUCCCCAUCAAGAACCGGGAGCUGAAGGUGGUCAAGAAGAACAUCCUGGACAGCAAACCCCCGCCAGGCCCCCGACGCAGGCACUCCACCUGCGACUCAGACUUCUCUCAGCCAGCCUUGGAGGAGGUGCUGGAGGAGAUCCGUGCCCUGAAGGAGACGGUCCAAGCGCAGGAGAAGCGCAUCUCCGACCUGGAGAACAAACUCGGCCAGUUCACCAACGGCACGGACUAGCACGGUGGCCACAGCAGGGCCAGGACUGCCCCGGCCUGCCGGGGAUUAAAGCCGAGUCCCCAGCUUGGGCAGAAGCCCGGAGCCGAGUUCUUUCCCCAGGAGCCGAGGGG
This is a messenger RNA of Camarhynchus parvulus, 1706 nucleotides long. It is a transcript of the gene CORO6, whose product is annotated as coronin 6. NCBI's taxonomy places the organism in Eukaryota, Metazoa, Chordata, Aves, Passeriformes, Thraupidae. The record is from RefSeq and is a predicted model, not a curated record. Gene Ontology annotation, molecular function: actin filament binding. Gene Ontology annotation, biological process: actin filament organization; cell migration.